Molecule: messenger RNA, 999 nt
Organism: Colias croceus (clouded yellow)
Lineage: Eukaryota; Metazoa; Arthropoda; Insecta; Lepidoptera; Pieridae
Exons: 1
Coding region: 1-999 (332 amino acids)
Source: RefSeq, a predicted model, not a curated record
AUGACUAAAGAGCACAAGAAGAGUUGGACCUGUCAAGCAUGUAGAAAUAAGCGUCCCAAGGGAGAUAAUUCCAACACUCCUGUACGUUCGUUAAAGUCGGAUACUGGUGCUGAGGUGUCGUGUAGCGAUGAGGAUAGCAUUUCUCCUAACUUUGUCACAGCCCGUCGUCCGACUCACACAAAAGUUCUGGAAGUUAAGGUACCUCCCUCAGGACCUCAAUCGAUUGUAAGUCCAACUGAUCAAGUAGGCGGUUCUUUGAAGGAUCAACUUCUCGAUUCCCUUAGGCUUGAAAUACCAUCUUUGCUAUCCCAAGUAUUAAAGAAGGAAUUGGUCACCUUUAAGGAAGAGCUCUUGGAACUUCGUAAAUCUGUUUCUUUUUUGAGCGAUAUGAACGAUGAGAUGCGUGAAAAUAUAAAGUCUUUGUCGAAGGAUAACAAGCAAUUAAAAUCUGAAAAUGAUGCUCUAAAAUCAUCUGUCCAUGAAUUGUCUGACCGACUUAACAAAAUAGAACAAAGUCUUAGGGACAAAAAUUUGGAAAUAAAAGGUGUUCCUGAGCACCCAUCUGAAAAUGUCCUUAACUUAAUACAGCAGUGCGCUUCUAUUGUUGGACACAAAAUUGCUGAUGGUGAUGUCGUGAAGUGUAACCGUGUGGCUAAACAGAACAAAAACACGAAUGUUCCUCGUACAAUUAUUGUGCAAUUUAACAGCGAGAGACGACGAGAUGAAUUUUACUCCGCUGUCUAUAGAUAUAAUAAAGCAAAUCCUGAUAAUAAACUCAAUACUGCCUUAUUUGGUCUGGCCGGUGAAAAGAAGCCCGUUUAUAUAUCAGAGCACUUGUCUCCUCAAAAUCAGGCUCUACACAUUGCAGCAAGAAUGAGAGCUAAGGAGUUAUCGUACAAAUUCGUUUGGGUUCGUAGUGGCCGCAUAUUUGUGAGAAAAGACCCCGGAUCGCAAUAUAUAUUCAUUAAGGACAGUAAAAGUUUAGAUUUAAUGCAUUAG